CUCACCCGUCUGGCUUGCGCACAUCCCCUCCGCAGCCUCCGCUCCCGCCCCGCUCCAAGUGCGCGCCUUUGCUACCGCGCCGGCCCUUCCAAUGCGCCUGGCGGAGAUGAUCAAGAAGAUGAGCCCCGGCGAGCCGGAGUUCAGCAUCCCGGCCAAGAACUGCUACCGCAUGGUGGUGCUGGGCUCCUCCAAGGUGGGCAAGACGGCCAUCGUCUCCCGCUUCCUCACCGGCCGCUUCGACGACCAGUACACGCCCACCAUCGAGGACUUCCACCGCAAACUCUACAGCAUCCGCGGCGAGGUCUACCAGUUGGACAUCCUGGAUACGUCGGGCAACCACCCCUUCCCGGCCAUGCGGCGCCUCUCCAUCCUCACCGGAGACGUCUUUAUCCUCGUGUUCAGCCUGGACAACCGGGACUCCUUUGAGGAAGUCCAGCGCCUGAAGCAGCAGAUCCUGGAAACCAAGUCUUGCCUGAAAAACAAGACCAAGGAGAACAUCGAGGUUCCUUUGGUCAUCUGCGGGAACAAAGGUGACCGGGACUUCUAUAGGGAGGUUGACCCCAGGGAGAUUGAGCAGUUGGUGGGCCAGGACUCCAAAAAGUGUGCCUAUUUUGAGAUCUCUGCCAAGAAGAACAGCAGCUUGGACCAGAUGUUCCAAGCUCUUUUCACCAUGGCCAAACUGCCCAGCGAGAUGAGCCCAGACUUGCACCGCAAGGUGUCCGUGCAAUAUUGUGACCUUUUGCACAAGAAGGCCCUCAAGAGCAAAAAGCUGCUGAAGGACAGCACUGGAGAUGGGAGCGGAGAAGCCUAUGGCAUCGUGGCCCCCUUUGCUCGCAGACCCAGCGUCCACAGCGACCUCAUGUACAUCAGGGAGAAGGCCAUCCGGGGCGGGCAGGCCAAGGACAAGGAACGCUGCGUGAUCAGCUAAGGCUCUUCCCUCCAGCCUUCAGACCUUCCUGGCCAAGGGGGGGAAGAGGUUCUUUGAUAUCUAAACUCUGCCAGCCCGCCUGGUGGGCAUGCGCCUUGGUCUGAGCCCGUGGGACACGGUGCCUCCUCACUCUCCACGGGGACCUUCCUGCCAUCUGCUCCCCUUGGUUAUUUUCAUUUUAGCAAGAGCGGAGCGAGGCUGGACCGCCCAACCAGGGCCAGCAGAGGACCUGGAACUGGAGAAGAGACGUCGCAAACUCAGUUGAGUCAAGGAGACCCUCCGUGGAGUGACGCUGCAUUGCCUUUGCAG
Molecule: messenger RNA, 1237 nt
Organism: Candoia aspera
Lineage: Eukaryota; Metazoa; Chordata; Lepidosauria; Squamata; Candoiidae
Gene: RASD1
Product: ras related dexamethasone induced 1
Exons: 2
Coding region: 92-928 (278 amino acids)
Biological process (GO): signal transduction
Cellular component (GO): cytoplasm
Molecular function (GO): GTPase activity; GTP binding; G-protein beta-subunit binding
Source: RefSeq, a predicted model, not a curated record